Messenger RNA from Calliphora vicina (urban bluebottle blowfly), 837 nucleotides. It is a transcript of the gene Osi5, whose product is annotated as Osiris 5. The coding region runs from base 1 to 837 and encodes 278 amino acids. The transcript is spliced from 2 exons. The record is from RefSeq and is a predicted model, not a curated record. Gene Ontology annotation, cellular component: membrane. NCBI's taxonomy places the organism in Eukaryota, Metazoa, Arthropoda, Insecta, Diptera, Calliphoridae.
AUGUUGAAACAAAGUGCUUUAAUUACCAUAAUUUUUCACGUCCUUUUACGUUAUUGCAAUUCUUCAUUACCCGAGGAUAUUGGCAGUGUGUCAGACGAGUGCUUAACAAAUUCCUUGGAAACUUCCAUGUACUGUCGUGGCUCACGAGCAGUAAAUAAUAUUAUCAAUAAUCUAAGUAAAACCGAUAAACCAAUUGUCAUUGUACGUGGUUUGGAAAUUGUACCAUCAACAACAAAUAGCCAUAAUAAUACCGCGAAUAAUAAUAAUAAUAUAAAUAAAAUUCAUAAUAAUAAUAUUAAUGGUGUAGCGGGUGUGGGAGAAGGCGAUACAGAUGACACCUUCCUUGGACGCUUCUCCUACUAUUUGCGUACACAUGAGUUGAAUAUUAAAUUUUCCGAUUUGAUGUCGUCUGAUGAAAGUGAACGUUAUUUAGCACGUGAUCCAGAGCAGAGUGGAAUGCAAAUGAAUCCAUUGAAUGAAGCACGCAAAAAAGAUAAAGGCAACGGCAUGAUAAUGGCACUCGGCUUGAUGAUGUCCAAAAUGAUGGCUGUGAUGGGUCUGGGUGGCAUUGGUGCAUUGGCUAUGAAAGCGUUGGGUGUUGCAAUGACUGCAUUAAUGAUGGCUGCCAUGGUUGGAGUAAAAUCCUUGGGACAACAGGGUCAAGAAUCAUCGCACAGUGUGCAGUAUGUAACCGCGGAUGGUCAUCACCACAGGAGGAGGCGACGUCGUAGCAUCAACAACAAAAAUAUUAUUACUGGAUCAGUGUCAUCUUUGUCUAAAGAGAAUGAUGUUAAAGUGGAACUACCAUCACUGGUCUAUAGAGGAUGGCAGAAAUGA